Carassius auratus (goldfish) is the source of this 1650-nucleotide messenger RNA. RefSeq names its product CD4-2 molecule, tandem duplicate 2 (gene cd4-2.2). NCBI's taxonomy places the organism in Eukaryota, Metazoa, Chordata, Actinopteri, Cypriniformes, Cyprinidae. The coding region runs from base 126 to 1379 and encodes 417 amino acids. The record is from RefSeq and is a predicted model, not a curated record. The transcript is spliced from 10 exons.
GUUCAGGUUUUGGUGUCGACUGGUUUCCCGCACACGAUAGUUUUUACCAGUUGGACUAAAUGCGCAGAACUUGCCUCAAACUUUAUCAACAAACAUAAAACAGCAUCCAAACAAAAAGGAGCAGAAUGGCAAUUUUCAAGAUCCUAUUUAUUCUUCUUGCGCUGUGUAUAUGGUGUGGGAAAUGUGAUGUGUUUUAUAAGCGAGUUGGGGAAGAUGUUUCCAUGAAGUGUGGAGUGGAUUCAAACAGUGAUAUAGAAUGGACAUUUAAUGGCCUGCUCAUUUUAAGCAUUAAAGGCAAAAGUGGGAUGAGACGGAAGGGUACUUCACAUACUGCGAGUAAAGCAAGUUUAAAUGGAGACACUUUGAGGGUUCCUAAACUGGAGACAAGUGACUCUGGAAACUAUUUCUGCAAGCAGUCAGAGAAACAAUACGAAGUGUAUGUUGUGUCAGUCUUUGUGAAACCAGGCCCAGUGCUGCUGAAAUCUAGUGACGCAGAGCUGCACUGUGAAAUUACAGGAAACCCAAAUACUAAAGUACAGUGGCUGAGACCCCCUAAUAAUGAAGAAUAUAAAGAAAACAAUCAAGUAAUUCAACUGAAGUCUGUGACUUCAAAAGAAGAAGGCCUGUGGACGUGUAAAGUCAAUGAUGAGUUGAAGCUCAGUGUAACAUUGACUGUUGUUGAUCUCCAGAGCACAGAUGUUAAUGCUUCUACUGGGGACGACAUAGAGCUGCCCUGUUCUCUUCCUCAGAGAGUAUCUCAGCGUGUUUUGCGUGGGGGAUGGAAGGCUGACCACCUCAAAGAAGUCUCUUUCCCAACCCUGACGAACACAAACGCAGGCUUACACUGGGACAGCAAGGAUUUAUCAAGGGUCAACUUUACCAUUGGGCAGCUCAGCACCAACUUUGAUGUCACUUUGAAAAAUGUGCAGAAGAGUGAUGAAGGGUUGUUUGUGUGUACAGUGGAGUUUGAGGGUGGAGUGAUUCUGAGUGCUAAGAUGACUUUGACGGUUGUCGAAAAAAAACUUUCAGUUGUAAAGGGGUCCACUGAAAGGAAAGAGAAACCACCUCCAAUUAUGGAAUCCUUGAGCAAGAAAGUGUAUGGUCUAAAGCUGUGGAUCUGGAUUGCUGUAGGAGCCAGUUCUCUGAUUCUGAUCGCACUUAUCGUCGUGAUUGGAGUUGUUCAAAGAAGGAACAAACGGAUGAAGAAGAGGGUGAGGAAGCUGAGAUCCAUGCGGCAGCCUCUUACAGAAAACAACUACUGUCAGUGCAACAGCACUGAGAAAGAAGUGGAGUUUGGAGUGCAAGCGAGGCCACUUCCAGUUCCCAGGCAACACCGCAACCCACGUACACGUACAGCAGGCCCAAAGCAUACCAGCUGAGAGGAGCAGAGCGCAAGACAACAACAAAAAAACCUUGCCAUGCUGGCCUGUGGUUUUAAAUGUGCUUCUUGCUUAAUGAUGUCAAAUAAGACAUGCACUUAUCAAGAUUUGUUUUAGAAAUGGGCAAUGAUUAUCUAGUGUUUACUGUACAUUUAAAUUACAUUACUGUACAUCGCAGAGUCUAUAAAAUGUUUUUACUAUUGUACUAUUUGAAUGACAAGAAUGUUGAAUGUUUUUUUUCUUUUUAAAUAAAAUUUUUAUAUUAUUUUAA